Molecule: messenger RNA, 438 nt
Organism: Triticum aestivum (bread wheat)
Lineage: Eukaryota; Viridiplantae; Streptophyta; Magnoliopsida; Poales; Poaceae
Product: protein YABBY 1-like
Exons: 5
Coding region: 1-438 (145 amino acids)
Biological process (GO): multicellular organism development; abaxial cell fate specification; cell fate commitment
Cellular component (GO): nucleus
Source: RefSeq, a predicted model, not a curated record
AUGUCAUCUAGCCAGUUCGCCUCGGAGCAUGUUUGCUAUGUAAACUGCAGCUAUUGCAACACCAUCCUUGUGGUCAACGUGCCAAACAAUUGUUCCUACAACAUUGUGACUGUUAGAUGUGGGCAUUGCACGAUGGUUCUCUCCAUGGAUCUUGGACCUUUCCACCAAGCACGCACCGCUCAAGAACACCAGGUGCAGAACAAAGUUAUAUUGAAUAAUUCUGGGAGUUACGACUCUGCUGCAAGGAAUCAGCGGGCAAUGCCCAUGUAUCCGAUGGUGAACAAUCAGCAGCAAGUGUCACCGAUACGCCCACCGGAGAAGAGACAACGUGUUCCAUCUGGGUACAACAGAUUCAUCAAGGAAGAGAUACAAAGGAUAAAGUCAAGCAAUCCUGAGAUUAGCCACCGAGAGGCAUUCAGUACUGCUGCAAAAAAGUAA